AUGAAAAGGACAUUUGAUGCACCCGUACACCAGGAACUUUUGGUGAUGAGAUGGGCCCUCAAAAAAAAUGCGUGUGAGAUAUUGAAUCAGGUUUCAUUCUCUCAUUUACAGAUGGCCAGGGUCCAGAAAAAAACAACGGAGUCCACUAGGCGACAUGCAUUCAGCUCUUUCAAGGAAAGGGUGGACUCCAUAAAGAUUGAGCCUAGUCGGAAACUCAACAUUAGAGCACACGAUUAUGUGGAAACUUCCCAUUUCUUGGUCACGUUAGAACAUUGGAAGGAAGUCAAUCUCAGUGGCAAUUUCUCUGAAUUUGUUCAGGAGGUGGAGCCUUGGUGCCAAACAUUGCCUCAAAUCUUGCAUCAUCAAUCAAACAUCUAUGAAGCUUUACAUCAACACAUUGAAAAAAAUGACAUACAUUCUAUGCAACCAUUGCUCGAACUUAUGUCUCAAUUCAUUCACGAUUUGGGUCCAGAUUUUAUGCCCUUCUAUAUAAGAUACCUAAACCUCAUCGUUAAACUUGCCCAAGAAACAAAUCCCAAUGACUCCCAGAAUAUGAAGAAUACUUCCAAUGUGUUGGAAUGGUGUUUCAACUCUUUGGCAUUUGCAUUUAAGUAUUUAUCCAGAUCAUUGGUCAAGGACCUUAUCCCCACUUUGACAGAGCUAAUUCCGGUCUUACUGAUGACCAAGAAGACAUACGUAUCGCGGUUCUGCGGUGAGGCGUUAUCGUUUUUGGUCAAGAAACAGAAAGUCGAGGAUUUAAAAAUGACAGUUCAAUUCGCAUUCACUUCCCAAGCUCAUCUUCUUGAAGAAAAUUCGUUCUAUAGGAGCUCUUUGGUUGUUCUUUUCAGUGAAUCCAUGAAAAAUACGAAAGACACUUUCCAUUCUAAAGCAACGCUCAUUCUUUCCGUUUUAGUGGAAAAUGCGCUUGAGUUCAGCCAACAAAGCGAAGCCUUCGUUUCUAUUAUUUGUGAUAUUUUAUUGGAAGUCUUACAUCAUGGAAAUGAGUCGGAAUGUGCUAGAUUUUACCUGAAUAUUAUCGACUACCUUGCCAAAAUAGUCCAGUCUUCCGAAAACGGAAAAAUUCUUGUUUUCGCUCCUCAAAUUCUCAUUGCAUUGUGCUUCGCAGACUCAGGUAGGAAGGUUUCAUCGUGGCCUGACGUUUUCGGUUUAGUGAAGAUUUUCAUUCAGGAGGUAGAGACAAAACUGCUGGAUGAUGAAAUUCUCCAUUUAUCAGUUAUCACUGCAUUGAUCCAUUUAUUUGCCAUAAUUAUAAGAAAUUGUGACCUUCAAGAGCUUACCAAGUAUUUUGAAACACUCAAAAAUGCUUUAUUGGACAUCGACGGUGGUAAAUACUUCUUAAGUUUUAUUGAGUCGUCGAUGAUAAUGGCUCCCGAGAAAAUGUCGGCAUUCAAUGUUAACAAACUCGUUCAGUCUUAUGCCAAUAAAAUUACUUCAGAAGAUGAUCUUAUGAGAUUGUCUUUGGCGCAAAUGAAAUUGACUAAAGAGCAUAGUGAAAUGAAGCAGAAUUUAUCGAUGCCUUCAUCCAUAAAACAAUCUGUCAUUAAGCUGUUUAAAAAUGAUUUAAAGCACUUGGAAGAUGAAACUUUAUUAAACUUGUACUGGAAAUGCCAAAUCAUGCAAUACAUGUGCGAUUUCAAAGAAGUCGAUGGCGAGGUUUUUCUCAAAGCUUUGCGAGCCAUCACAUCUGCGAAACUUGGAAACUCCAAAUUUCUGCAUGAUAUCAUUGGAAUGUUAUUAAGGGCUAUCAUUCAGGCAACGAAUGGCGAUUCCGCUCUUGUAAAUGACACUUUGGGAAUUCGCUAUCGAAAAAUUGUCUGA
Molecule: messenger RNA, 1839 nt
Organism: Clavispora lusitaniae ATCC 42720
Lineage: Eukaryota; Fungi; Ascomycota; Pichiomycetes; Serinales; Metschnikowiaceae
Source: RefSeq, a predicted model, not a curated record